AUGCCGCAGAAAAGAGACUUUAAAUACUGGUUACAAAAGAAUCACGCAGAUAGUUCUGAGAUAGCUAUUUAUUUACAAGAUUUAACUAGAAUUCUUCAGUCAAACGAGGAAGACUUUGACGACACAGUCCAACUUCGCACAGAUUGGAUGGAUGAGAUGAUUGGCUGUGACUGGAGAACAGAAUUUCCCACGUGUUUGGAGUUCGCAAAAGCGAAACUGAAACUAGAUUACGAUCUGAAGGAUAAACAGAUAGAUACACUCAGAAACGUGUUUAUCGGGUCAGAUUGCGUGUCUGUACUUCCCACGGGCUAUGGGAAAAGCGUCAUCUUUCAGUUGUUGCCGUUUUUGUUGCAACGGAAACGUCAACUGCAAACACCAGCGAUCGUUAUAGUUGUAACCCCUUUAAGCUCCAUCAUGGAAGAUCAGGUGUACAGUUUAAGAGACAAGGGUAUCAAAGCAUGCUUUUUAAAUAUUGAUGGAAAACAUGCGUCUACAUACACUGAUGACAAAGUUAGUGAUGACGAUGAUGAUGAUGACGAUGAUUCAUGUGAUAUAAAGUUGCCUAAGUCUGUGUCCAUGAAUGACAUCAAGAGAGGAAAUUAUAAUUUGAUAUACGCACAUCCGGAGACGUUAAUCAAUAGUAAGACAUGUUCCUCUAUUCUCCGAUCUUCCGUGUACCAGGCAAACGUGGGGGCAGUUGUAAUCGACGAGGUACAUAUGAUUACAGAAUGGGGAGAGAAUUUCAGACCCGCUUUUAAAAAACUGGGUGAAACAACAUGCAUUUUCCCAGAGGCUGCACACCUGGCACUUACCGCCACAGCAACACCAAAGAAAAUAAACGAACUAUGUAAAAUAUUACAAUACCAGCAGCCUCAGGUGGUCACUGUCAAUCCCGACAGACCAAACAUCUUUUUAAAUAUUGAAAAAAGGCUACCAAAUCUCCACAAAUUUGAAAAAUUGGACAAAAUAAUUGAACCUAUUGCCGACGGACUGAAGACUCAAUUAGGAAUCUUUCCUGUAACAAUUGUGUAUAUGGAGAGCUUAGAAGCUCUCAGUUACUGUUAUCAGUAUAUAUCGUACUGCCUUCAGGAGUUACAAUACAGUGGUGAACAACUUCCUGAGAACCGGAUCUUCGGUCAGUACCACAAAGACUACACUGACGAUAUGAAAAGACACAUAGUCACUGAACUUACAAAGGAAAAUCCUAAAAUUAGACUCGUUCUGGCCACAGUUGCAUUAGGUAUGGGUUUAAAUGCACCGUCAAUAUCACAGAUCAUUCACUGUAGACCACCAACUACCAUUGAAUGCUAUAUGCAGGAAAUCGGCCGUGCUGGGAGAAAUGGUCAGCCAGCUAGUGCCCUUCUUUACUACAACAACAGUGACAUUUCAAAGGCUCGAAAAGGCAUGUCUGACGAAAUGAUAAACUAUUGUAAAAAUGAAACCUCAUGUUCUCGUACAUUUUUGGUGCAGUAUUUUGGGUUUGAACAAGUGCUUUUCAACAAAUCACCUGUUGAAUGUUGUUCAAACUGUAAAAAGCUGAUAUGGGACUGAAUAGCAGCUGAACACUUCAAUAGAUGUAACCUAUACACUGUACAUAGUAAGGAAAAAAACAUGUACACUUAUCCUAUUUUAGGAUGAUAGUGAUGAACUAUAGAGCUAAACAGUAAUGCUGUUAGCCUUUACUCUCUGUCCAGCUUGUUUGAUCAAUAGACUUUUUGGCAAUUAUUUUCCUCUGAAAUUUUGCAUCCUGACAUUACAAUACAUAUAUACAUUAUUGUAUAUAUAGUGUAUAUGCAUACCAUAUUUAUCCUGCAAUAAUCCCAGGGGUCCAACACCUAAACUCUUGACUCAAAGUAGGGGGUGGGCUUAUUACAAUACAAUGAAAUAGCACUUG
Messenger RNA from Pecten maximus, 1894 nucleotides. RefSeq names its product ATP-dependent DNA helicase Q1-like. Gene Ontology annotation, cellular component: chromosome; nucleoplasm; cytoplasm. Gene Ontology annotation, biological process: double-strand break repair via homologous recombination; telomere maintenance. Gene Ontology annotation, molecular function: nucleic acid binding; 3'-5' DNA helicase activity; four-way junction helicase activity. The transcript has 5 exons. The record is from RefSeq and is a predicted model, not a curated record. Lineage: Eukaryota; Metazoa; Mollusca; Bivalvia; Pectinida; Pectinidae. Bases 1 to 1551 code for a protein of 516 amino acids.